This is a messenger RNA of Sporothrix brasiliensis 5110, 4062 nucleotides long. RefSeq names its product GTP-binding protein. NCBI's taxonomy places the organism in Eukaryota, Fungi, Ascomycota, Sordariomycetes, Ophiostomatales, Ophiostomataceae. Bases 1 to 4062 code for a protein of 1353 amino acids. The transcript has a single exon. Gene Ontology annotation, biological process: metal ion transport; transmembrane transport. Gene Ontology annotation, cellular component: membrane. The record is from RefSeq and is a predicted model, not a curated record. Gene Ontology annotation, molecular function: metal ion transmembrane transporter activity; protein binding.
AUGGCCAGCGUCGCGAGUAGCACGCCCGAUCCGCGGCACCUGCAGCUGAUCGCGGCGUCUGCACAGGCCAACGAGACCCGCGUGCGCGAGAUUCUGGCCGAAGAGAGUGUCUGGAGCACGCGUCACGACCAAGAUGCGUUGCGGCAGUCGCUACAAAAAGUGGCCGCGCGCGGCAACCUGACCGUGACGCGGCUGCUGCUGGAAAAGGGCGCGGACGUCGAGCCGCGGCGCGAGAGCGAGAUGCCGGCGUUGUUCAAAGCAGCGGAAGCAGGCCACUUUGCCGUGGUGCAAGAACUGCUGCAGCACCGCGCCAACCCGAAUGUCGUGGUGCGGUCGCGGCUGGGGCAGACGGCGCUGUUUCCGGCGUGUUUUCGGGGCCACAACAAAGUCGUGGGUUUGCUGCUGGACCACGGCGCCGACGUGCGCAUCCGCGACAAGGAGGGCCGCACGCCGCUGCUGUACCUGGCGUCCGAAAAAGAAAAAGUCAAGUGGACAAUGGACACGCUGCGGCUGCUCAUUGACCGCGGCGGCGCCAACGUUGAGGUGCGCGACAACAUUGGGCGCACGCCGCUGCUGUGGGCGGCCACAAACGGCAACCUGCAGCUGGUCGAGGCGCUGCUGAACGGAUCCCUGGGCGGCGCGGUGGCUGCGGACGUGUCGGCGUCCAAUAACCGCGGACGAUCGGCGCUGCACCUGGCGGCCGAGGCCAACCACGAGGCCAUGGUGCGGCUGCUGCUGAAGCACAAGGCCGACCCCAACGCCGCGAGCGAUGGCGGAUGGACGCCGCUGCACAACGCGGUGCAAAAUGGCCACGCGGGCGUCGUGGCGCUGCUUCUGGCCGAGGACGCCAAUGUCAACGCCGAGCUGUCCAACGGCAUGACCCCGCUGCACUGGGCGGCCUUCAACGGGUUCGAGGCGGUCGUCAAGCUGCUGCUGGCGCGCGACGAGACGAAGCUCGACGUCAAGGACAGCUUCGACCGCACGCCAAUGCUGUGUGCCGCUGAGCGGUUCCACCGCGACAUUGUACAGCUGCUGUCGCCGGUGCACGCGGCGCAGCGUCUGUCGCCGACGGCGCGCGCGGCGUGCCAGGAGUUCAAGGCCACGGUGGUCGACUUUGGCAGUUUCCGCGACGGCAAACAGCACCAGGUGUUCAAGCGGUCGGUGUUUGACGUGCUGUACGGCUGGGACGAGGAGAACGGCAAGCCCAAGGUUGACACGCAAAUCAAGAACGUCAAGUACCAGCCCGACUUCCGCUGGAUCCACCUGCCGGCCAACAACAUUGCCUGGGUCGAGACGCUGCUGUCCAAGUGGUUCAUCGAGGGCGGCCACCGCGACAUUGAGCCCUUCAAGGCGCUCGAGAAGUGCUUUGACCAGGAGCACCGCGGCCCGCUGGCCCAUGCGCACUUUAUGCGCACCUUCUGCCACCGCAUCCCCUCGCUGCAUGGCCAUAGCCAUGGCCCGGCCCCAGCCAACGAAAAAGACGCGAAGCAGCCCUUCCCGCCACUCUCCGAAGAGCCCACGGAUGCGAGCGUUGCGUCGACAAACCUGUCGGCCGGCACAAACCUCUCCAAGGUGUCCUCGACGACGACAACGACGAUGACCAGCACCGACGGCACGACAACGCCCACGCCCAAAAAGUCCGGCACGGCCGAUGCUGGGGAAGGUAGUUCGGGGACGCCGCGGUCCGACAAGAAGAAGAGCAAAGGCGAGCUGAUUGCUGAGCGCCACCCACGGCGGGCCAAGCGCGCCAGCGGGCCGCCCGGCAAUCCUCCCGGCACGAAGGCCAUGAAAGCGGCCGCGGCCGCACGGUCGGCGGGCCUGGCGCCCGCCGCAUGGGAUGCCUCCAAGCUGCCGGCGCUCAACGGCAAGGUCGUGCUGUUCAUGCCGUUCCUGCACUACGAGACGGACGAGCGGCGGCAGCGCAUGACGCACGCCAUCAACCUCGUGCGCGACGGCUGGGACCCGCCCGUGGGCUCGCCGCGCGACAUUAUGCUGACCAAGGGCUAUCUCUGCAACACGCCGCCGCUCCACCCGCGGCGCACGCUCGACCAGUUCUUCUACCACGGCAUCGACACGUCCAUCCGCGACACGGACCAGGUCGUCUACCGCUACUGCAAGCGGCACAGCAUUGAGAAGAAGGUGUUUAUGGUCGACCAGCUGUGGCUGUGGGUGCUGGGCAAGGACCUCGUGAUUACGUGCUUCCCGCAGCGCUGGGACCAGCCGGCGCGCGACCCGCUCAAUGUGGUCGACGGCAUCAUCGAGGAGACCAACGCCAAGACGCGGCCGCCCAUCCAGUCGGUCUACGAUCUGGCCAUGCUCAUCACCAACCGCUGCUCCGGCAUGUUUGACCGCUACCGCCUCGCCGACCAGGACUACCAGUUUCUGGACAUGUUUGAGAGCUCGGUCGGGCUGGUCACCAACACGGAGAGCGAGCUGUUCAGCCGCUUCAACAAGGCCUCGGAGAUGUCGGCCGAGUGGCUCGAGCUGCACCGCCGGCCCUCGCGCCGCCACGUCGGCGGGCUGGCCUCGUCCCUGCAGUCCUCGCCGUCGCAGCCGUCGCUUGUGCCUACCGACGCGAGCGGUGACGGCCGCCUGCACGCCACGGUGCCCGUGUUCCCCGACGCGCUGCUGGACAUUGGCACCGAGACGUCGCUGCUGGCCGAGAUCAAGGACAUCCGCGACGAGCUCAACAUCUUGGCCGUCGUGCUGGCCUCGCAAAAGGCGACCCUCGACGAGUUUGAGAACCACCUGACCGAAGAGCUGCGGCCCGAAGGGACCGCCACCGGCCGACGUGCCAAUAGCAACAAUUACGCGUCAGGUCCAGGCACAAGCGGCGGCGUUCCUACCGCGGCCGGUUACGCUGCGCCCGUUACCGUCGAUAGCAUCGUCAACGAGAUCCGCAAGCGCUCGCGCGACCAGCGCCGCCUGCUCGAGAUCCACCAAAAGGACAUUGACCGCAUGGACCGGCAGGCCGAGAGCAUCUAUCUGAGCCUGACCAACCUGCUGGACCUCAAGCAAAAGCACUCCAACGCCCUCGAGGCCCGCUUCGGGCGCGACCAUGCCAUGAUUGCUGCACGCCAGGGCCAGACCAUUAUGGCCUUUACCAUUGUCACCAUCAUCUUCCUGCCCAUGUCCUUUAUUUCGUCCUUUUUUUCCAUGCAAAUUACCGACUGGUCGACGGAGCUGUCGCUCAGCUACGUGUCCAAGUACCUCUUUGGCAUCGGCCUCGGCAUCUCGAUCCCGCUCGUCAUCAUGGCCUUUACCGUGAGCGACAUUUACGAUGCCGUCCACAACGUCAUGGCUGCCCUCCACGUGCAGCGCACCCGCGGGCACCUCAAGGCGCCACACAACAAGCGGCCGGGCGGCCUUGGCGCCGACGGCCACGCCAGCGCCGACCUGGUGUCUCUCGCUGGCAAAGGCAAAGCCGACAGUGACGUGGAGAGCCUGGCCACCAUUGAGAAGGUGAAGCGGUCGCUGCUGAUGGGCAGCCGCGGGGCCAACCACUCGCGGGACGGCGGCGGCGGCGGCGGCGGCGGCCUCUUUGGCCAUGGUGGAGCGCCAGGUGCUGGGCGGAAGAGCCGCAGCUGGAGCAUUGGCGGCGGUGCCAGCGGCGGCCGGCCCGCGAUUCGCAGUGGCGGUCCUUUGGCAGACGACGACCGUGAUGGCAUGUCCGGCGCCCACAGCCUCAACCCCAGUCACAACCCCAGUCACACUCCCAGCCAUGGCCGCUACGGGUCCACUGACGACGGCCAGCAGCAGCUGCACGACCUGCGCCGCCUCUCGUCGCACCAGCGCCAGCUCAACGCCCUCCAUCCGCACCCGCACCAGCACCAGCUGCUGCAUCCACCCGCGUGGGCCGUCGCGGCCGGUACGGGCGGCGGCAGUGGAGGCGGACUGGGUCCACGUGGCGGUGGUGGACCCGGCUCGGUGGCGGCCAUGUCUGGCGGUAGUGGCGGCGGCGGUGACGGUCUUCACGAGCGCAAAUACAGUGCAGGGAGCAGCGCCGGCCGCGGAUGGCGAGCCAGCCUUGAGCGCACGCGCGACCUCGAGAAGGGGAAGUGA